This is a messenger RNA of Entrophospora candida, 960 nucleotides long. The record is from the annotation of a GenBank genome assembly. Lineage: Eukaryota; Fungi; Glomeromycota; Glomeromycetes; Entrophosporales; Entrophosporaceae.
AUGACCACUUCAACUACUUCAAAAAUUCCAAUUGUAUAUCAUCCAGGUUAUAAUAUUGCAUUUUGGUCAUUGGAAAAGAUCCAUCCAUUUGAUACACAAAAAUUUAAAAGAAUUCAUAAAAUUUUGAUUUCGUCAAGUCAUCAAAAUCUAACACAAUCUUCAUUCUAUGAACCAUUACCACCAACACAAGAAGACUUGGAAAAUGUCCACUCGUCAAGAUACUUGGAAUCGUUGAACAGUAAUGCCCACUUGCAAAAAAUUCUAGAACUACCAAUUGUAGCAGUUUUACCACAACAGUUAUUGAAAAAAAAAGUUUUAGACCCAAUGUUAUUACAAACUGGCGGCAGUGCUUUGGCAGCCGAGUUGGCAUUGAAGUAUGGAUGGGCUAUUAACUUGGGUGGUGGAUUUCAUCAUGCUCAUUAUGAUGGCGGUGGUGGAUUUUGUGUUUAUGCUGACAUAAGUUUAAUGGUUGAAAGAACUUUAAGUAAACAUCCAGAUCAGGUUUCUAGAAUUAUGAUUAUUGAUCUAGAUGCUCAUCAGGGAAAUGGAUAUGAAAGAGAUUUAGCAAACAACGAUAAAGUUCAUAUAGUAGAUGCAUUCAACGCACAAAUUUAUCCACAAGAUAACGAUGCAUUCUCAUCAGUAACCACACCAAUUCCAUUAACGACCCCAGAUCUUAAAUCCGACUUGAAAUACCUCCCACUAAUCCAAUCACAAAUAUUCCAAUCAUUCCACAAAUUUCAUCCAAACUUUAUCAUUUACAAUGCCGGAACUGAUUGCCUAGAAGGUGAUCCGUUGGGUUGUAUGGAUUUGAGCAGUGACGGAAUAAUAAAACGUGACGAAAUGGUGUUCAGAAUGGCUUUUGAUCAUGAUGUACCCAUUGUUAUGGUGUUAAGCGGUGGUUAUCAAAAAAAAAAUGCUGAUAUUAUUUCAUCAAGAGAAGUUGUAAAGGUUAUAUAG